Messenger RNA from Aspergillus piperis CBS 112811, 368 nucleotides. RefSeq lists its product as uncharacterized. Bases 146 to 337 code for a protein of 63 amino acids. Lineage: Eukaryota; Fungi; Ascomycota; Eurotiomycetes; Eurotiales; Aspergillaceae. The record is from RefSeq and is a predicted model, not a curated record. The transcript is spliced from 2 exons.
AGAAUGCGCACAGGACCUUCAGAGUUCAGACGUCGAGCGAUCAGGGAAGAGUCAAGUCACAUACAUCAAUUGACGAGAAAUGGAAAACAAACGACUGCAUCAGCAUGACUUGGGCAUUCAGUGUCAUGCAUGUUAGGUAAGGUGGAUGUGUAUUCGAGUAUUUCCUACUACGUACUAUACACACGCCUGCGCACGCUGGGCAACCGGGCAGCCUGAACUCGUGUUGAUGAUUGGCGAGGCGUUUCCACGUGUUUUGAGCCCCGGCGAGUGGAUGUGGAAGUGGAAACUGAAGGUCGCCUCGACGUCGAGUCAUAGACAAAACGAUACAAUAGGAUGACCUUGCAGUAAGGCAGGAAGCACUACUGACU